Molecule: messenger RNA, 5617 nt
Organism: Maylandia zebra (zebra mbuna)
Lineage: Eukaryota; Metazoa; Chordata; Actinopteri; Cichliformes; Cichlidae
Product: xin actin-binding repeat-containing protein 1
Biological process (GO): actin cytoskeleton organization; actin filament organization
Cellular component (GO): focal adhesion; stress fiber
Molecular function (GO): actin filament binding
Source: RefSeq, a predicted model, not a curated record
GAUGCUGCGGAAGUGUUUUGAUUUUCCCAGAGAGCAGACACUGACCGACAUCUGUAAGGCGAUUUAUCCAAACUGUGUGCACCCGUGACCUGAUCAUGGAAUGGAAGAGCAAUAUUAGGCGUACCCAAUCGCUGAAGAGCCUCAGCUCGUCAUGUGAUAAGCCAGUCUGGACGGAUGCGGGGCUGCGGGACAAGACGACGUCAGUGUCCCAAUUGGUGGCCAGAUAUCAAACUGCUGUGAAAGGGAACAAAUCCAUUCAAGGACCCUCAGUAGAUAACGAUGACAGAAAGCCAAACCAGGUGCUAAAGGAGAUAACGCCAUCUCGACUGGAAAGUAAAGAGACUCAUCUGGAGUCUCUGAUGAGGAAAAGCAGUGAGAAGGAAAAGUCUCGAGCCAAAACCAAUUUGACCCGCAGCAAAUCAAUGAGCAGCCUUAAAAGCAGCACAGGGUCCAUAGAGGCCUUGAGAGCUCUGUUUGAGUCAAAGGCCUCUCUUAAAAACAACGCAAAGACCAGCCUUAGAGCUGCAGACUUCACAUCAAGUUACACGACAGACGUGUCAAAGAUGAACGGAGAGGUUGAGGAUGUACAGAUCGCUGUGGAGGAACAGGGAAUGGAAACAUGCGCUGAUAAAACUGAUGUGAAGGAUGAUCGUGUAACUCGAAAGGUAGUAAAUCAGCACUGGCCAGAGAGGAAAAGAACAAUAGGGGGUAUUGAUUUUGAAAAAAUUGCAGCAUCUCAAGCUGAUGAAAAGAGGAGGUCAGCUGCAGACUUCAGAGACAGCUCUUUUGUCCAAACCAAGGAGAAACUUUCUGUCUCGGUGAAAGCAAUAUCAGCUCUCUAUCUGUCCAAAGCGGGAACCAAGGAAUCAGCAAACAGUCCUGUAAAAUUGGAACGAAAAGUGUCACGUGAGUCUGGGAAAAGAGUAAACCAAAUCAAGAUGUCAGAAGACUCAAGUGUCCAAGAAAAAGAGGAUUUACCAUUACCUCCUUCAGCAAGACAUCAGCCAGAAUUAGAAGAAAGCUGUAGGACAAAUUCUCCGCAACCUAAUCUGCCCCAGCUUUCCAAAGAAAUGUUAUAUCAACAGAGGCAGAAAUGUGAACUGAGGCGUCUCCUGAAGCACACCCAUCCAGAGGUGAAGAUGCUGGAUGAUGUUGUAGAUGAAGAGCUUGCUGAAGUUUUGAGCUCAGAGAGGAUGACAGCUGACGUAACUGGAUACGAGGGAGAGGUCCUUUCGAAACGCUUGAUAUUUGAGAACUGUGGCUCGAGUAACAAAGUGUCUCACUACACCCCCAAGAUGCACAUGGAAGGGGGACGUGAGAAACAAUGUGAUUUUAGUAAAACGCUGGCUGUUCUGGAGGAAACAAAAGAAACGCCUCGUGCAGAAAGUGCUAAAGAGGUUAUGGAAGCUGAAAAAUCUCUUGGUAUUAGUCCAGACACUGACAGAGAGUGUGAGGAAGAGACGGUCAGACUAGACGUUCAGGCUACCAGAAGGAUAUUUGAGAGUCAGUCUGUGAACAUGUCUGGGCCAAAUCUGGGUAAAAUCCAGGGAAAGGUUUCUAUUAACGGGGAUGAGACAAAGGAAGUCCAAAAACAAAAAAAGCUAUUUGAAAUGGCUUGCAGUGAGAGUAUACACAGAAAAAAUGAAAGCACAAGCAAUGAUUUAGCAACAGAGCCCCGUGAACAACCAUGUCCUCAUGUCAGUCAAAGAACUGAACGCGACUUCUCAUAUAAUGAUGAGUUUUCCACUGAGGAAGCACUCUUUGAAGAGGAGUCUAUAAGCUUAUCCGAUUUGGAAAAGAAUGAUGAAAUUAUUAAAACAAGGGCAGCUCUUUUUCAAAACAACCCCUUUAUCUCCACCAACAUACAAAGAGAGCCCUCCGUUGUGCAUACAUCAAAAACUCAAAUCACAAGCAGUAGCGGUGCAAGUGAGGACAACACGACCACCAAUGUUAAAAACAGAACCCAUCUUUUUGAAUCAAUGCCAUUUGACAAAAUUAGACGUCAGAACGAGGAUGAAAUUGAGACAAUGGUGGAGAACAUCAAGGAAACGCUGAAUUUCCUCUACCAGAUUAGAGUCAUCCAAUCGUUUGGCUUUAUCAUUGAGGUCAAUGAGACAAUGAUUGCUAAAAAAGCUAAGUUUACACUAUCAGAGAGUGGGCCUGAGAUAAAACAUGACGAGGUGGCUGAAGGCGGUGCCCAAAACUUCAUACUCCAGCUGCUACCACGGGUAAACCUAAAACCUCAGGUCACUUACCUAAAGGAGGACAGCAAAGGGGAUAUCGAGACCACGGCGGUGACGGCACCUGUUCAACAACAUCAGUUCAAUGCGAACAAGGACACGGAGUUCAGAACUGCCAGUGUGGUUCAGCUUGUUGAGGAUAUUCUCAAUCAAGAUAACUCUCUGAGAAAAGGAGUGGUAAUCCAAGAGGAUGACAACAACUGUGCCAAAGUCAUUGUUUACUCCCUCUACAAAUACCAUAAUGAGAAGGAUGUGAAGAGCUUCGUCCCUCCAAAAUGUGCUGAAUGUGAUCAAUCAGAGCUGGAAAGGGGUGACAUGAGUAAAAAAGGCCAUAAAGAAAUAAAAAUUGCUACUAAGUCAGUCCAAGGUGAUCUACUUGAACUCUCUCAAGAACAAACAUGCCCAGGAUCAAUAACACCUGAAGGGAAAGUAAAGGGGAGUGUAAAACUAUUCAAAAGCUGCAUUGAAAAGGGAGAUUUUGAGUAUUUAAAAAGUCUUCAGACUGAAGAAGCAGUUCAAGAACUCCCUGAAAACCAAACUAUGGCUGGACAGGAAGUUCUUCAUGAAAAGGAAAGUGAUCAAGUGCAGGAAACUACUGAGUGGGUACCCGUGGAUGUAAAGAGGCUUAAAAGCAUGUUCUCUGGAGACCCAAGUCAACACCAAGCAAAGAAAAAGAUCCACAAAAAUAUAUACGCAGGUCAAAAUGUCUCUACAGAAUGCAGUUCUGGGGUAUUGUCUCAUGUGCAGGAAAAUAGUACAAGCAGUGAAUGCACUGAUGAAGCACAAGAGCAAGCAUGUCCCAAAGUUGCGACGCAGGAGUCCUAUGAAAAGUUUGAGAAACAAGAUCACGAGCUUGGUGCCCACGAAGCUCAAUUAGUCAAGGUGGUAGAUCAGAAUGAAGAGAUCUCUAACCUCCAAACUGCACUGCAUCAGUCAUCACAAGAAAAACAAAAGACUAUUAUUCAGAAAUCAUCUGAGGAGCUCUUUCCCUCGGUUACAGCAGAUACUGUGAAACGCUCAAGAGUAGAAGAAGAAUUUCCUCAAGAAAACUUCACCUCAGCACAGAAAACAGAUUACCAGCACAAAAAUAUAGAAACAAGCCACAAAGAUGCUACUCCUGAGGAAACACACACUCCUGAAUCGUGCAGCAACAAAGGUCAGGAAGGUGCAAGGGGGGCGCAGAAACAACCUUUAGAAACUCCUAUGGUCACUACACAAAGUUUGGAAACAAGUCCUGCACAACAGGAGGAUGAGGAAGUUGUUUUUCAUGGUAAAAUUAAAGCAGCUUUGCAAUCUUUAGAAAGAUCUAACGUUAAUGUCACAAGAGGAGAUUUUAAAGCAGCUAUGAUAUACAGAAACUCUUCAAAGCCUCACAGAGAAAAAGCUCAACACGUGGAUGUGGUGUCUAUUCAAACGACCAGUGCUGACGAGCUUUUCACUGUGACUGAAAAUGAAGCAAGUCAAAUAUCAGUGAAACAAGAGGCAACUGCAGCAAAUCCAGAGCCUCCACACCAAAACGAAACCCAGAGUAACCCAACAACGAGACUCAUUUUAGAGAAAAGCAAAAAGCCUACUGGUCCAAAACCAGCCAUUCCACCUAAACCAGAACAUCUGAAGGAGAAACAAAGCAAUAACGAGUCAACCCAAAAUAAUUCUGAUAUCAAGGCUGAGGAGAAAAGAACCCAGGAUUUAGCAGCCAAAAGUGAUACGAGUGAAGCAGAUGAAAGUCACAUAGAUUUCCAUGAUGCAUUUGAGAAAUUUGGAGGUAAAAAGACAAAGACUGCCCCUGUAAAGCCCAAAAGACUGAAAAUCCCCCAACCAGACAACAAAAACCUGAAACCAGUGGCUGGAAAUAAAGAAAUGUCUGUUCUUGCACAUGUGGAUCCAGAUGUGGCAGAAAUUACAAGCAAUCAAUCAUGUGACACCUGUGGAGAAACCACUGACAGUCGAGACAAGCAUGAGAAAGAAAUCAAGAAGCAAGAAAGCAAAGUCGAGAUGAGGGAAAAGAAAGGGCGAACUGAGACUGACGACGAGCGCCGACAGCGACUGUCAGUUCACAUGGAUGAGAUCGUGAGAGGGAACAUACCAGCAGCAAUGGAAAUAUUUGACAACUUACGAAAACAGCGGGAACUGCAGAGCUUUCUGAGCCGAGUUGAAGAAAUUGAAAAAGACACAAGUGAGGUUGAUGUAAGGUCUCUGAGGAGAGUUUUUGAGAACGUCCCCGAUUGGGUUGUCAGCUCUAACAAAAAGAAACAAAACAAGGUCAGAGCUGACAACAAAGACGAAAGGUUGCCAGUAUCAAGAGAAAGCGCUGAAAACAAGUCAUCGAUGGCACACGUUUUUGGAGAUCUUGAGCGAGCGAGUGUGGAAAUCACGACUCUUAAAGAGGAGACUUUAGCAAGAAUCCUCGAUGUAGAGGAAGCCAUAAAGAAGGCACUUUAUGCCGUCUCUACACUGAAAUCUGACUCAGAUAUUGCUGGCUUAUCACGUCUGUUCAAAGAAUCCUUUGGGGUUAUACAAGGAUCCCCAUCCUCUGGCGGUGAUAAUAAAAUUAGCAUUGGGUCAAGCAGAACAAAAUCACUGAAAAGUGCUACCAUGCAGGGAAACACAACUAAUUCAGCAAGGCAAGAUGCGAGCACUGAUGAAGCCUCUGGGAAACCUCAGUCGAAUCCUCCACCUUCACCUGCGUUUAUCACUAUCCAAUCAGCAGCUAGAAAGACAAAUAAAACCGACCUGGCACCACCAGAAGCUUUGAUCUGCCCGACGUGUCAGCAGAGCCAAAAGUUGGAGGAGACUUUUCGGACGACAAAGACGCUGAUAUGCAACAGCCCUGCUCAAAACAGAAAUGACCCACGAAAAGAAGGUCAGAAACAAUCCACCUCCAUCCCACUCAGUCCUCGACAGCUCAGCACGCUCGAGGUUCAGACAGACUGUGUCACAGGAACAAAACCAGUCACCGACAAACAUGAGAAGACCGAAGGAUCCGGAACAAAGUUUUAAUCUUCCAGGACCUCCACUGUGGUCAACUCUCAGACAGAAACAGUGACAUCGUCCACAAGGCAUGUCAUAAUCAGUCCAUCUACAAUUCAGGUCACCACAGACCCACAAGUGAAGCUGCCAAUCAAUCAGACUGAUAAAUCGGUGCCUGAAUAGGAGCACAUUGGCAGCAUUUUACCUGUUCGUUAUGUGAAAGCUGUCACAUAUAUGACUGUGUAUGAAAAGAGAUCAAUUAUAAGGCUUAAAGUUUGGGUUUUUGCUUUUGUAUCUAUUUUGAUCUUAAAAACUGUCUUUGAUUUGCAUUAUAAUCAAAAUAUAUAUUUGAUUUUCACUUCUCAUUUCACUGUGGUUUACUAUAAAUGCUUUUGGUUUAAAAAAAA